AUGGCCACUUCUCACCAAGAAGGGCAGAUGCAGCUGCCCCUAGCUGACGCCAUUCGUUCAUGUCUCACCGAUACUUUCUCAUAGCAUUUGCAAGGCUUGAGCCAAGCUGUGCCGUGGCACACUAUCAGGGAGUUACUUGAUCCUUCCCGCCAGAAGAAAUUAAUGUUGGGAGAUCAACACCAGCUAGUGUGCUUCUCUAUAAAGCCUCAACGUGUAGGACAGAUUUCACAUGCCCAGAGGCUGUUGAGCAGGCUUCAUGUGCGCUGCAGUCAGAGGUCACCUCUUUCUUUGUGGAUCGGAUGGGUGCUCGAGUGUCCUCUCUUCACAAACUUCGUCAUCUUCCUCAUCUUUUUGAAUACGAUCGUAUUGAUAGUUGAAAUAGAAUUGCUGGAAUCCACAAAUACCUAACUGUGGCCAUUGAAGCUGACCUUGGAGGUGUCAACUUGGUUUAUCUUGUUUAUUUUCAUCCUGGUGAUCCUUCUUAUGUGGCUCUCCAGCUUUUCCCUUUUCUGGAAGUGGAAUGUCUUUAACUUUGUUGUUACCAUGUUGUGCAGGCACUGA
Molecule: messenger RNA, 561 nt
Organism: Rhinopithecus roxellana (golden snub-nosed monkey)
Lineage: Eukaryota; Metazoa; Chordata; Mammalia; Primates; Cercopithecidae
Gene: CATSPER2
Product: cation channel sperm associated 2
Biological process (GO): sperm capacitation; flagellated sperm motility; fertilization
Cellular component (GO): CatSper complex
Molecular function (GO): calcium-activated cation channel activity
Source: RefSeq, a predicted model, not a curated record